Mucor mucedo is the source of this 1914-nucleotide messenger RNA. RefSeq lists its product as uncharacterized. Bases 1 to 1914 code for a protein of 637 amino acids. The record is from RefSeq and is a predicted model, not a curated record. NCBI's taxonomy places the organism in Eukaryota, Fungi, Mucoromycota, Mucoromycetes, Mucorales, Mucoraceae. The transcript has 3 exons.
AUGAACGCGUUCGUUUUUUUUGAAAACUUAAUGUGUCAAUUAACACUUCUGGUGUUCUUUCUGUCUGUUUUUUCUCGCUUCUUGGGAAAUCUUCUCCUUGUUUUCCUUCGGGAAAGUGUAACUGCUCUCGUGUCUCCUGUGUGGCUCUUGGUCUUUGCUGGUCGGUCACGACGCAAAAAUCCACCGGUGCCAAUUGGCGAGAUCUUUGUGCUUGGUGAGCAUGGGAUUCAACCCAUCACUGCCAUGAACAAAGCAUCUGUUGCUUCUUUGUCUUCCACUCCCCCUCCUGUCCACGUGGCUCCUCCGGCCUCUUCAAUUCCCGCCGUCGUCAGUGGUCGACAUUCCUUCGUGGCUUCUCCUCCUCCACCCCAAAUCACCCAACAACCACGACGUUGUUACAGCUUGGAUUGUGCUUGCUUGGCAGGACUUCCUUGUUUGAGUGGAGGUUUGGUUCCGGCGAGACGUCCUCUCCCGCGCCAGAAUCAGUUUGCCCCUUCUUUGUCCUUGGUUUGUGCCGUGUGGCAGAAUGAAGUAGCCUUGGGACCUGGUCCUAAUUCGUUUGUUGGUGGUUCAGACCCUCGUUGUGAGGCCGGUGCUUCUUUGUGCCGUCGUGAGGUUUUCGUGGCUUCUGCCUCUUCUUUGGUGUCUCCUCUUGGUGACUGCCCUUCUCUUGCGGUUUCUUCCCCUUCGGGGGAUAACGCAUCUACAACGGUUUCUUUCCCUUCGGGGGAUAACGUUGUAAAAGCGGUUUCUUUCCCUUCGGGGGAUAACGCUUCCUUUGCCGUUUCUUCACCUUGUGGAGAUAACGCGCCCAUCGCGGUUUCUUUCCCUUCGGGGGAUAACGCGAUCCCGGGAGAGCCUUCCUUGAUGGAGGGUAUCGCUUCUUUUUUGGUGACAUCUUCCUUGGAGGAUGACAUCGAUCCGGCGUUUUCUGUCCGUCUUGGGGAUGACGUUUUUCCUUCCGUCGUUGGUGGUUCGUCGGUUGGUCUUCGUUGUUUGGAAGUACCUCCUCCUUCUCCUUGUUCGGUCGUAGGUCAGGAAUGGCCAGAUGCAGUUUCUGUCUCGCCCUCUGUGGUCAGUCCUUUCCCUUCUUCGGCCUCUCCCGAUGUGGCAUCUGCUUGUUUCCCUCCAGUCUCGUCUGGUGGAUCGGCUUUGGAGGAUUUGCACUCUCUCCCGGCUUCCUCGGUGAGCUUAUCAUCGCCCGCUUUUUUCCCUCGCCCUUCUUUCCGUCUUUCUUCUGACGGCGCGAAUUCCGAGGAGUUGCGCUCUCCUUCUCUCUCUCCUCUCCUUAGAAAAGGUAAUCUCGCCUCGCCUGUUUUUCGGCCCCCUCCGACCUUUAGGGAAUUAGUCGAUGCCGCUUCCCUGCCAGUAGGAAUGACUUUGCUUCCAAAGACUCCAGACUGGUCACCUGUCGCUUCAUCGUCUGCUACUGUGGAUUCGCAAGUAGGAGAAAAAAGAAGAUCUCGUUCUCCUUCUCCCCCUUUUUCACCUCGUCGUCGGGUCACCCCUCUUCCUGCUGAGGACACGUUUGCGUUGCCUCCUCCUGCUCUUACUUCUUCUGUCGCUCCGGUUGUGGCGUCUUCGUCUUCUGGGGUUUCUUUGGCUUUUUCUGCUGCGUCGGUGGCCACAGUUGCUGUUACCCCUUCGUCUGUGUUUGCUGCUGCUGCUGCCUCUGCGGCAAUCGCCACGUCUUCCCCUUCUCCCGUGGUUUCCGGUGCUCCUGCUGCCUCUGCAGCCAGUGUUGCUUCCUCCACUUCGGCAGUGCCUUUUUCUUCUUCUGUCCCUUGGGUUGAGCCUGUGUUUCCUUGGUGGGAUUUGGACUUUGAGAAAUUUAGGGACCCAUUUGGCAAGAUAGAACCGAAAGAACGAAGAAAAUCUUUCUUCACUCGUCCUCCUGGUCCUUCCAGGUUGUAA